AUGGAAGCUAUUAAGAAGCCAUUGUUGUUGGUCAUAAUUGCUUUCAUCACCUUGUCCUUCUCUCCAACUCAUGCAAGGCUAUCUCCCAAUGAUAUGAAUUUGGGCAAGCUUGAUGAUAAACACAAGUCUACCUCUCCGGGUCCGAGCCCUAGUGAACUUUCGGGUAUGAAUUCCGAAACAAUGUUGUAUAAGCCAACCCCUAAUCCUCAACCAGAGCCAAGUUACCUUACCUCUCCGGAUCCGAACCCUGCCGAACUUUCUGAUAAAAAUUUCAAAACAGUGUUCUAUAACCCAACACCAAAUCCUCCACCAGAGUCAAGUCAUCUUACUCCGCAUCCGAGCCCUAGUGAACAUCCCAGUAUGAAUUUCGAGUCAAAGUUGUAUAAGUCAACACCUAAUCUUCAACUAGAGCCAAUUUACUUUACUCUGCAUCCGAGCCCUAAAAAACUUCCCGGUACGAAUUUCGAGACAUUGUAUAAACCAACACCUAAUCCUCAACCAGAGGCAAGUGAACUUUCUGAUAUGAAUGUCAAAAGAAAGUUGUUUAAGCCAACACCUAAUCCUCAACUAGAGCCAAGUUACCUUAAUAUGCAAGCCCAAGUGUACGUCGUAGCAACUGUGCAAUUGAACCCACUUCAAGCUCAACCAAUUCAACCUACUUCAAGCUCAAGCCUCAAUGAACUUCUUGUUCCUACAUCAGACCCAAGCGACCGAGUAGCAGUGGUUGAAGUUUAUGAAUUUUAA
Messenger RNA from Tripterygium wilfordii, 744 nucleotides. Its product is annotated as extensin-like. The record is from RefSeq and is a predicted model, not a curated record. The transcript is spliced from 2 exons. The coding region runs from base 1 to 744 and encodes 247 amino acids. NCBI's taxonomy places the organism in Eukaryota, Viridiplantae, Streptophyta, Magnoliopsida, Celastrales, Celastraceae.